CGGCGACCGGCUGGGCCGCGGCUCUGGGCGUGGCCCGGCGUGAAGGGCUGCGCUGGCCUCGCGCGUCGCCCGCAGACGCGAGCAGUAGCCUCCGCCGCCGUCCGAUCUAGCCGAGCGAGCGCGGCCCGAGCUGCCGCCAUGGGGAGCCGCGUGUCGCGGGAGGACUUCGAGUGGGUCUACACCGACGAGCCGCACGCCGCGCGGCGCCGCGAGAUCCUGGCAAAGUAUCCAGAGAUAAAAUCCUUGAUGAAACCUGAUCACAACUUGAUAUGGAUUAUUAUCGUGAUGGUUCUCACCCAGCUCGUUGCCUUUUACUUAGUGAAAGACUUGGACUGGAAAUGGGUCGUAUUUUGGGCCUAUGUCUUUGGCAGCUGCAUUAACCACUCAAUGACUCUGGCUAUUCAUGAGAUUUCCCACAACUUCACCUUUGGCCACCACAAGACACUGUGGAAUCGCUGGUUUGGAAUGGUUGCUAAUCUUCCCAUUGGGGUUCCAUAUUCAGUUUCCUUUAAGAGAUAUCACAUGGAUCACCAUAGAUACCUUGGAGCUGAUGGCAUUGAUGUGGAUAUUCCUACUGAUUUUGAGGGCUGGUUCUUCUGUACCACUUUCAGAAAGUUUCUAUGGGUUAUUCUUCAGCCUCUCUUUUAUGCUUUUCGACCUCUGUUCAUCAAUCCCAAACCAAUUUCUUAUCUUGAAAUUAUCAAUACUGUGGUCCAAAUCACUUUUGACAUUCUAGUUUACCACAUUUUAGGAAUUAAGUCUUUAGUCUACAUGUUGGCAGGAUCUCUUCUUGGUCUGGGCUUACACCCGAUUUCUGGACAUUUUAUAGCCGAACAUUACAUGUUCUUAAAGGGACAUGAAACUUACUCAUAUUAUGGGCCUCUGAAUUUACUGACCUUCAAUGUGGGUUAUCACAAUGAACAUCACGACUUUCCCAAUGUUCCUGGAAAGAGCCUUCCACUGGCUCUUCUCACACUCUUGGUCUCAGUUAAUCCUGAUGGCUCAGCUUCCUGAAUACUGAGAUGACAGGUGAGGAAAAUAGCCGCAGAAUACUACGACAACCUGCCCCACUACAAUUCCUGGGGGAAAGUGCUGUAUGAUUUUGUGAUGGAUGACACCAUAAGUCCCUACUCCAGAAUGAAGAGGCCUGCAAAAGGGCAGGAGGUCCUGGAGUAAAUAUCAUCCCAGCAAAAGAAUUCCCCUGCGAAGCUUGAAAACAGCCACCCAGUGUGUUCUGCAAGUGGCAGCUUCAGGCAGCGGUACUUGGGAGGCGCCUCACACCAUGUGGGCUGAGGAUCUCCACACACCCGCCUCUGUGUGCUCGGCUUGCCCCACUCAUUGAUUGCUCAUCCCUAGCGGAGUCUCCAUCCACGUGUGUCACUGUGUAAGCAAAUUUUUAUUUUACUAAAACAGCUAAUAAACUGACCUACUAAUCACAGAAUAUUAGUACUAAUUUCGGUUUUAUAUUUCAUUGUGUUUGCACCCUGUGAUUACUGGUGGACUUUGAAACUUUCAUUCCAGAAGUAGUUUGAAAAAGAUCCCAGUUACUUUUGGACAGAAGCUUGAGAUUGAAAUAAUGUUGACUGUAGCUGAACUACAAAUGUUCACUUUGACCUGCUGUACACGUGACCUAAGUCAGAAGCUGCUGUGUCCUGAACUGCCUUCCUCCUGAAUAAAGUGCGUAUGGAACCCAG
Molecule: messenger RNA, 1694 nt
Organism: Heterocephalus glaber (naked mole-rat)
Lineage: Eukaryota; Metazoa; Chordata; Mammalia; Rodentia; Bathyergidae
Gene: Degs1
Product: delta 4-desaturase, sphingolipid 1
Biological process (GO): ceramide biosynthetic process
Cellular component (GO): membrane
Molecular function (GO): sphingolipid delta-4 desaturase activity
Source: RefSeq, a predicted model, not a curated record